Messenger RNA from Closterium sp. Naga37s-1, 5520 nucleotides. The record is from the annotation of a GenBank genome assembly. Lineage: Eukaryota; Viridiplantae; Streptophyta; Zygnematophyceae; Desmidiales; Closteriaceae.
AUGGACCCUAGCCCCGACGCCGAUAAUUCGGCGCCGACUUCGGCUGACUUCCCUCUUCGUCACUCAAUGGGUCGUGGUCUCAGCUUCACUCUAGAGUGGGACGAUUUCUUAGUUCUUCGCAACCACAAGAAAGAGUUCAACGACCGAUGUUUGGGUUUCGGCAUCAGGACCUCAAUCCGGCACAUCGACCCGCAAACAGGUAAAGGGUAUCACCGCGACGAGGCCGUCCGCGUGCUAAAGUUCUUCCGCACGGUUGUCCAGGCCGAGCUGGGGCGUCCCGGUAGGAAGUGGGACGGGGCGCCGCCAUCACAAGCAGUGGUGGAGGUCAGGCUGGCCGACUGCGACCACCCUAUCCGCGAUGUGGCGGGAGGAGCGGCGAGCAACGGCACAGGGGCUGCAUCGGCAUGCAACGGCACGGCGGCUGCAACGGCAAGCAACGGCACAGCGAAGGAGAUUGCUGAUGUGGCAACAAGCAAGCCGGAAGCUAAAGAUGGAGCGGCCAGCCUCAAGACGUACACGGUGGGCUCCAAGGCAACGCCCAACCUGUGGCACGCUCGCCUUGGACACGUCCACUUCGAUGCGGUGAAGCGGACAGCCACGAGCGGUGGCGUGUUCGGUAUGGACCUGGAGAAAGGAGGUGAGGAUAUGCCGUGCACUUCCUGCCAUGAAGCCAAACUCACUCGUCAAACGCUUCCGCUGCCUGACGAGCGAGAGGGGGAGGUUCUUGGGAUGGUCCAUGGCCCUGGGCAGAAUCAACCGCCGUCACGUACCGUCAUCAUAAUCACAGUGCCGUCCGUGCAAGGGGGCGAACAACCGUUUGAUCGUUCAGUUGACCCUGCGGGCAGCAACGCAACCAUGGCUCCACCAGCUCUCUGUCCAUCCUUAGCUGCUGGCUUGGCACCUGUGGGACCAGAGGUUGGUCCCUCUGUGGAUGAACGUCGUGCAGCUGAUGAAGACAAGGAAGGAGAGGCAACGGACCUGAAAUCGGCGGCAACCCAUGGGAAGGACCCCAUACCCACGGUUCCGCCCCUCCAGCCCACUCCCCCACCCCCAUGUCAUUCUAGCAGGUCCAACAAGGGUAUGCCACCUGUUCGGCUUCCCGCAUCCACCAUGACGGCCUCGGAUGCGGUUGAUGGCAACAACAUGUACGGCAUUGCAUUCCUUGCUCGAGGUGCUUAUGGCACGGACAUCUACUAUGAUGUGGAGUACUUGUAUGAGGUUGAUAAGGAGGAAGGGGGAUUGGGGAGCGUCAUCAUCAACCUCGGAGUAACCUUGACCGGACCUGAAGGCAAGGUGGUGGACAAAGGUCUCCUCGUGGUGGAAUACAUAUCAUCCACGGAAGGCUAUCUUGGUCUGCAGAUUGUGCGCGACCGCCCCAACAAGACACUCCUCCUGCACGAGAAUCCAUAUGUGGCGAAGGUGCAGCAGCGGUUCUUCAAGGGGGCGCCACCGAAGAAGCAGCCGAUCACCCCUCUCUCCUCUACCAGCUUUGUCAUGGAGGAUGCUGAGCUGUUUGCCGAUCGCAGCAUGACCGACCGCCUUGCAGCAGUGGACCGUUUCCUGCAAUCUUUGGUGCGUUGGAAUCGUGCUUCUGAGCUCUAUCAAGCUGCUAUAGUAGUGGAAUUCUACAACAGCAUGGUUGAGUACGUCGGCAAGGUCAUUGCCGUAAAACGCACUGCGGCGCCGACUUCUCAAGCCGCCGGACCCGCCGACAGUGCCAUUGAUGACGACGGCGCGGAAGGACAGAAGGCGCCCCAAGGUGCAGUUGCCGCCCAGCAUCAGGGGAACGCGAGGGUGCAUGGGGAAGGUGGAAACGGUGGAGGAGGAGGCGACGCAGAGGCAGGUGCAGGAAGGUUGGAAACGGAGUCGUCGUCGUCGGAGUCGGAGUCAGAGUCGGAGUCGGAGGAGGAGGACGAGGCGGUGAAGCGUAAGGUCGAGGAGGAGGAGGAGGAGGAGGAGGAGGAGGAGGAGGAGGAGGAGGAGGAGGAGGAGGAGGAGGAGGAGGAGGAGGAGGAGGAGGAGGAGGAGGAGAAGGACGAGAAUGGUAAGAAGGGGGAGGGAGGGAAGGAUGAGGAGGGGGGGGAUGAAGAGGUGGAGCUCGUGGUGGAGUAUAUAGAGGGUACGGUUGAGGCGGGAGCGGCGGAAGAGGAGGUGGGGUCGGCGGAUCAGGGGAAGGAGGAAGAGAAGGAUGACGAUGCGGGAAAUGCAGGGUCGGCGGAUCACGGGAGGUCGGCAGAUGUGGGGAAGGAGAAGGGCGAGGUCGGCGUGGAGGCAACGACAGGAAAGGGCCAGGAGGAGGGGGCCUGCGAGGGAGGUGGGAAGGUGUCGGUCGACGCCGGCGAAGGGGCGAACAACAUGGGCGUGCAGGAGUCCGGGGAAGCACGUGGUCGGCAGGGCCCUGAACUGGAUGAUGUUGAGGAGCUGCGACGGGAGAACUGGUUGUUGCGGGCGGAGAACGCUCGGCUGGCGACGUUGCUCGAUGCGGAGCGGGCUCGGCUGGACAGGUUUUUUGUUGGGGUACAUGGACUCGUCGACCACGUGAAAGGGUUGGCCGAGCAGGUCGACGACACCGAGAAGUAUGCGGCGGAACAGCUGCGAAACGCGAUGGAGGCCAUGUCGAAGACCAUCACGGGCAACAUCACCGGCAGCUUCGACGAAGCGUGGAUGUCGAUGAAGACCUUCGCGGAACAGGCGACGGAGUGGUUGGAGGACUUCGACAAUCCGGAGGGUCGUGUCGCGUAUUCACGCGCGUUAGCGGUCUCCGCCUUGGCCGACCACGUAGAUUCGGUGGUGGGCGAUGCAAAGAAGGGGUUGGAAGAGUACGUAUCGAACCACCUUGCCUCCGCGCAGGUCAACAUCGCCACCGCUGUGACCUCCAGGCUCGCCGUGCCGCCGCCGCCACCGCCUCAUCCCACGCCGCCCGCCAUCCCGGAAGAGCUCUUGAAGUCGUUCAAGGCCGACAUCAUGAAGGCGGUGACGGAGGCCACCCAGCAGUCUUUCGUUGCUUCCGGGAUGAAGAUGAUGACCGAGAUGAUCGGCACUGUGGCGCCUGGUCGACAUGGGUCGUCGCCUUCGGCCAAUGACGCCGAUAACGCGCAAAGGAAGACGGCCGACAAGCAGGGCCAUAAGAGGACGGGCGACGGAGACGACAAGGAGAGCUCGAAGCGGAGCAAGGGAGCGGACGGGAGCCGCGGGUCGAAGCCUGCUGCACAGAGCGUGGUCGACCAGCUGAAGACGAAGGCGGGGUGGAAGGUGGUAAGGACGUCGCACAGCAAGGGAGGCGGAAGCGGGGGGGCAGAGGGUGGCCGUGCCGACGGGGUUGCCGCUAACGUAGUUGGUCCGACUGGCCCGCCUUUGGUCGCCGAGCAAACCCAUCCUCAGGCGAGCGGUGGGAAAGGCGUGACCGACAAGGAGGUGCCAACUGCUCAGGCGGCGAAUGAUGGUGGCUCCAGAACCACCAAGGGACCGUCCGUCGCGGCGGCGGCCAAGCCUGCUUCUGCUACGGCUGCAAGCACCACCAAGUCGAGUCCCCGUAACCCCCUUGCGGCUACCAGCGCGCCUGCCGGCCAGUCAGGUGCGAACAAAGAUGGGGAGGCCCGUGCGGCCACUCCAGCUCCAGCAGCCCCGUCUGCUGCCAAGGGCGAUGCGAAGGCUGCUUCGGCUAAGGGCGAUGCCGUGGCAUCAGCUAAGGGCCCCCCCGGUGGUACCGCGCUCAGGGAGAUGCUCCGCCGCAUGGAGGCACAUAGCAGGGACGUGCAGCAGCAUCCCGUGGUCGACGCUGGCCUUCCUGGAACAGCACGUCGCUUCGUCACUCCACAGGUUGCCGGCACGUCGUCCGGUGCCCCACCUGCCGCGCCUCCGGUGGCCGCCCCACCGCCUGCGGACCCUAAGUCCGCGUUUCUGCGUGCCCAUUUAGGCGCACGCAAAGCGGCAGCUCCACCGGUGACUCAGCCGGAACUCGGCAAAAGCGCGACGCCGACGUCGGUAAACGCGACCGCACCCACACUAGGUGCAUCUGUGGUCGAUGUGGCGGCGGAGAAGGGAGUGAGUGCUGCGCUAGCCACCGGCGGCCGCGCCGACAAGCAUGCCGACCUCGCUGUCGUCCUGGCCCAUUUUGAGGCAGCAAAACGCCCCGAGCACGCCCCUGCUCUGGCCAUCAUGGACACUGCGCAUGUGGUGCCGUCGGCGACCCACGGAGGGGGUUCAGCGGAGCCGACGGUCGCAACGGGUGGUGCUGUCGCCGAGAGAAAUGCUGGACGGAAGGAAAAGGACGACAACGGGAAAGGGAAGGCGGUCUCUCAGAGAAGCACGCGGGCGAUGUCUGCGGGGAAGUUGAUGUCGGAAGAGAAAGGGAAGAAGGCGGAAGGGAAUCAGGACAAGACGGGCGGCAAGGGUAAGCCGGCGAAGAAGAAGGAGAAGGCGGAGGAGGAGGACGAGGAGGGCGGCGAGGGAGAUAAAGAGCAUGGACGCAGGGGUCAUGGCAUCCGCCGAGACAAGGUUGGCGACGGGCAAGGGUGGGUGGGCGAGAUUAAGGUGAAGGGAAUGAAUUGGUACAUCGGCAAGUCGAGGGAGAAGAUGGAGCUGGCCUACGAGCACGCAAUUGCGUACGUCGUCUACGACGGCUACGUGAGCAAGGUGCUCAUGAAAGAGCUCACCGUACUGAAGCCGGGGGAGUUGGAUAAAUGGAAGGAGGUGUGGGCGGAGGUCAAGUUCUUGCCGACUGGGAUGUGGACGGUGUUGUGGGCAAGAGGCUUGUGCCAUCCGAGAGCACGGUUCGACGACAUACUCGGCAGGUACAGUGGGUACCUGAGUUCGGGUGAGGCGCUUCAUGACGUGCUCUGGCCGGCGAUCUGGUUCCCCAUCAUCGAAAACACGGAGGAAGGCAAGGAAGAGACGGACGCUCUCAUGUCGGCGAUGGUAAAUCGCGUGUCGAUGUGCGCGGCGUAUGGGAAGGUCGCGGCGAGCGCGGCGUUUGGGAAGGUCGAUGCGAGCGUGGAGGGGAAGGCGGACGAGAAGACAGAGAUGGGGGCCCAGGCGUUAGCGGCAUCGGCAUGCGCCAUCUGGUGCUUCAUGGAGACGGGGGCGUCGGUGCUCGGUGCUGUGGGCGAAGGGAAGGCGGCGGCGAUGGUGGCAGGUGCGGGGGAGGCGAGGGCCGAGGACUUCAAGGAGGUGAUGCACGCGGUGAUCGACUUAGCACGCAGUAGGCAGGCUCCCGCGGGGGAGGUUGCACAUAACGUCGCGCCAGCGCUGCAGAGCCAGGCAGUGGCCAGGGCCUUCGCGAAGGGAGUUGAGGAAGUCGAGGCCGACAUGAUCGCAAGAGCGACGGUCGAGACCUUGGCGUUCUGGGGAAUGUGCCCGGUCGCCGGGCCCAAGCUCAAAGAGCAGGGCAUCGAUGUGCCGUGUGACGCGAAGAUGGAGUACGAUAUGGAUCACAGGGGGAGGAAGGGGGAGAAGGUCAAGCAGGGCAAGGGCAGCAAGAGGAAGGAGGGCAAGCAGGGCAAGGGCAGUACGGAUGCGUAG